Delphinapterus leucas (beluga whale) is the source of this 2663-nucleotide messenger RNA. The record is from RefSeq and is a predicted model, not a curated record. NCBI's taxonomy places the organism in Eukaryota, Metazoa, Chordata, Mammalia, Artiodactyla, Monodontidae.
UUUCCUUGGGUAAACAUUUAUAAUUUUUUUUAGUAGGGAAAUUCAGGAUUAAAGUAUUUUUCUAAGACAACACUGAUAAACUUUAAUGCAAUCAAUAAUUAUGCAAAUUUCAGCAUUUAAAAAAAUUUGAGUAAAACAAGAAAAUAAAAUUGAGUGAUUAAAUGAGAUUUAGAAUACUCUUGAUACCCUAAUCUCCUUAAACCCAUUCUGGAAUAGAAUGGGUAUAAACAAAGUGACAAAUAUAACUUGGAUUCCUCAUCCGUGGGUUUUUUUUUGUGGGGGGUAGAAAGAAAUUACUUUUACAAAUAGCAAUGAAUAUAAUGCAAAUUUACACUGUCCUUCAGGUUGGAAACUACAACAUUCACCCUGAGCACAUACAGUAAUUGAAAAAAAAACUUUUAAAUGAGACAAAGGUAAAUAUGUUUUGUAUUUCCAGGAGUCAGUACUUGGUAAAUUCAUUAACAUCGAAGCAAAUAUGUUUUCUGGACAAACUGAUAAGUAGCUUGCGUAUGAGCAUGGGUUUGAAACAACCUCAGGUUGAGAUGAUAACUUAGAGAACUGGUAUUUUGAGUUAUCCUCUACACAAUUGGACUAAAUGUUUAGAAUAAUUUACAUAGUAUAAAUAUUAAGCAAUAGAACAUUAUAGAGUGUUAGCAAUGGAGUGAACUUAAUAAGGAGCCAUUCAAAAAUGAUCUAUUUCUAAAAGUCUAAAAAACUGUAUUGCUAAUAACCUACAUAUAUGGAUUUUUUUCAUGUUCAAAUACAUAACAUAGCGCUCUAAUACGUUCUCUUAGAUACCCAUAUCCAAGAUAAAACUCUUCUUGGACUUCUAAUUUGUAAAACCGAACCACCUUUAAAGAGCUAGUGGUCACACACAAAGAAUAUAUAAUGAAAGAAUUAAAAUUACACACACACACACACACACACACACACAAUGGACCAAUAUGAAGGAAUCACGAAAGAAGCAAUAUAAGUGAAAGAAAGUACAAACGAUAAACACACUUCCACUUUAAGCCACAGGAUGUCGUUGUUCUCCAAGGAGAGGACUGUUUUAACCGAAAAAAAAAAAAAAAUAAUAACGAUUAUUCUCGCACCAGAAAGGCUCGCCACUGUUCCGGUGCUUUAUAGACUAUAAACACACCCAUAUUGUUAAGAUCAGCUGGGAUAUCAGGAACAAAGACUCAGAAGGAAGGUCUCAAAAGGACUACAUAUUUCUACGCAUGAAGUGUUUAUUUACUAACCAGAAGCGAGUCACGAUGUUAACUUCAGGACCAGAGAGGCAGGGAGCCUGGCUCCUGCUUCACUCGCUUCUGCUCCUCGCAGCAUGGGAGACAGGGAGCAGCCAGGUCCAUUAUUCGGUCCCCGAGGAAGCCAAACACGGCAGCUUCGUGGGCCGCAUCGCCCAGGACCUGGGGCUGGAGCUGGAGGAGCUGGUGCCGCGCCUGUUCCGGGUGGCGUCCAAAGGCCGCGGGGACCUUCUGGAGGUAAAUCUGCAGAAUGGCAUUUUGUUUGUGAAUUCUCGGAUCGACCGGGAGGAGCUGUGCGGGCGGAGCGUGGAGUGCAACAUCCACCUGGAGGUGAUCGUGGACCGGCCGCUGCAGGUGUUCCAUGUGGAGGUGGAAAUAAAGGAUAUUAACGACAAUCCGCCUGUAUUCCCAGCGACACACAAAAAUCUCUUUAUUUCCGAAACUAGGCCUCUUGACUCUCAUUUUUCACUAGAGGGCGCCUCCGAUGCAGAUAUCGGGGCCAACGCUCUGCUGACUUACAGACUGAGCCCCAAUGAGUAUUUCUCUCUGGAAGUACCGACCAACGACGAGCAGGUAACACCGCUCGAACUAGUACUAAAAAAACCUUUAGACAGGGAAGUCACUUCAGAGCUUCUCUUGGUGCUCAAAGCAACGGAUGGGGGCAAACCUGAGCUGACAGGCACUGUAGAGUUAAACAUCACAGUGCUGGAUGUAAAUGACAACGCCCCAGUGUUUGACAAAGCAGUUUAUCGUAUAAAAUUACUGGAAAAUGCAAGAAACGGUACACUGGUUAUUAGACUUAACGCCUCGGAUUUGGACGAGGGUUCAAACGGCCACAUUCUUUAUUCCUUUGCAACUGAUGUCUCUAAUACAGAAGCCUCUUUUCGCAUAGAUUCAAACAGUGGAGAAAUAAAAGUGAAUGGAAAAAUAGAUUUUGAAGAAAUUAAAUUAUGGAAACUUCAAAUAGAAGCAGUUGACAAAGGAAACCCCCCAAUGUUUGGUCACUGCACAAUCUUGAUAGAAGUCUUGGACAUCAACGAUAAUGCCCCAGAGUUGCUAGUGACGUCACUGUUGCUCUCUAUUCCAGAGGAUGCUCCACCGGGGACUGUCAUCGCUCUAAUCAGUGUAACCGACCAUGACGCCGGUGGCAAUGCGCGGGUGACCUGCUCACUAACACCCCAAGUCCCCUUCAAACUGGUGUCCACCUUCAAGAAUUACUAUUCGCUAGUGCUGGACAGCGCCCUGGACCGAGAGGCAGUGUCGGAAUAUGCUCUAGUACUGAUCGCGAGGGACGGGGGCUCGCCUUCUCUGUCGACCAUGGCCAGCGUGUCCGUGGAGGUGGCCGACGUGAACGACAACGCGCCCGCGUUCGCGCAGCCCGAGCACAAGGUGUCGCUCUUUACUUGGAGGAAAUAG